Molecule: messenger RNA, 7959 nt
Organism: Porites evermanni
Lineage: Eukaryota; Metazoa; Cnidaria; Anthozoa; Scleractinia; Poritidae
Source: the annotation of a GenBank genome assembly
UAUUUGAAAGAUGGAGGUUCUUCCAGCGGAGCUUCAUCCUCACGUCGACGCCAUCGAUAUCGAAGAAGGUUUCCGCUGUUUUCUUCGUCAACAUUUAAUUCAAUGAUUUUCAUUGUCCAAUCUCUCUAAAUAAUCUGCCAUUUACUUGCAGACGGCACUCUAGCAGUCGCCUCCUCAGCGCUAACAGGUCGAAAAUGGAAUGGUUCGUUAUGGUUGUUCAAAGAUCGUGCUAAAGCGCCUGAUGUUAAUUACUGCAGUGCUGGGUGUUCUACUGAAUCAGGAACCACAGAUAUUAAAUGGAUCGAUUCCAGGAGAUUGGUCCUUGGAUGUGAUUCGGGGAAUGUUGACAUUUGGUGUCUUAGUGGGAGCUUUCAAAGCUUGGAAAACAUUGCAUCGUUGACGGAACAUGACAACUCAGUUUCGUCUGUUAGUGUGGAUUGCAUUAAGAGUAAAAUUGUUAGUGCUGGCUGGGAUAGAAGGUUUGUAAUAGUUUAAUGUUUUAUCUUUUUUUCUUUCGCUCGCUUGGGUCGUUUCCAUAGUGAAAAAAUUGUUAAAUUUAUUUAUAUGAGGAUCUCUUGAAGCUGAGAUGAAAAAACACAAAUGUAUGCAGAUCGAGGAGAAUGUAAUGAGGCUUCGUUGGAUACCAGCAUUUUUCCUCUCAGCAGUUUCAAGAUAUGCACAGAUCUUUUUCUCGCAGAUUUUCUUUAAAAGUCUUAAAAAAGCAACUGUCGAAAUCUGAAGUUAGUCGAGUUGUUUUCUGGUCUCUGUCUGGCCAUAAAGUGCUAAAGCUUCCCACAAAACCGUUCACAGGUCGUGCACUUCGCGGACUUCUGAUAAAUGCCAGAUGCAAAAUAUUAGCUUGCCAAGUUUAGGCAUGCACGGAAAGCAAAAUUUGGAGGCUUUUGGGUUUAAAAGUUAACUUUUUCUCUUCGCUUUCUCUUCUUCCCUCUUUCUCUUUUCUUGCCUCAGUUUUUUGAGCUUACUGGCUUAUAGCCAGUAGCUUUAUGCUUUUUGUCCGGCCUCCUUGACCGAAUCAUGGUCAUUCUGGUAUUGAAAUCACAAGUGGUAGAUGGGACAUGGAUCCUCAUGGGCAGUUACGGGCGGUCCAGGGGCAGAUGGGUUGAGACAAGAGGCUUUAUUUGAUUACCCUGAAUUUUUUCUGAAAUUAUGCAAGUAGAUUUUUUGGAAAAAAUUGCUGCUACCACAAAUGAAGACUGCUCAUCACCAAUCUUCACAUUCUUUGAAAGGCUUCUGGUCUAAAGGCUGUUCAAGGCAUAAGAUAGUGAAAUUUAUUGCAUACCCUUUUUAAGACUCAUAAGCCUGAAAACCGUGGUGUGUUUCAGCGAUGCCCCCUGUGUAUGAUCUGGUGAAAACAGAGUGCCAUUCUGUGUAUACAACUCUGUCACCUUAGAUCUUGUGAAAGUAGGUUGUUAGAGUCACAAGAAGAAGUGGAAAAACUAAACUCACUAGGAGUGGAAACAAACAUUGUUUAUCCUUCCCCUUUUGCUUUCAACUCUGAUAAUCUGUCAUAAGUGGAGUCAGAAGAAGAUGGAAACAUUCUGUUAUUGUGACUCCAAUUCCUUUGAGCUUUUGUUUUGCUUUGUUUUGUUUUUUUGUUCACCAGCUUUUCUGGACACAGGCCCGCCCAGAGGGAAUAGGCAUGAAUGACACUCCCAUGCGAGGAACCAUUCCUACCCAAUCCCACAACCGGUAUAGGUUGGCCACACCACCAGGGUCUAUGACCCCUUACACUUUUCAAACCAUGGUGUGGGUUCUUCAAGAACAGAUCAGUGAAAGUGCUGUGAGAUGGGACCUACGGCUUUUCAUCCUUAUCUGAGAAAACUAGAAAGUCUAACGAUUUGCAGAUAUCAUUACAAAGGCAGCACUUUCUUAGUUAUUUAAAGACCCUGAGUGUUGGUGAAGCCAGGGUUUUUGACUCUGCUUAUGACUCCGAUUCUUUUUUUUUUUCUACUGGGCUAUAAAAACUUUUACACCUCAAGUUACAACUCUAUCACUAGUGAAAUUAAGUCUUUUUUAAAAAUUACAUAUAUGGGAUUAUGGAGAAAUGUUUUGAAUGAAACAGCUAGGGUGGAAAUUCUCUCAAGGGUGUGAAUGAUGCCACUAUUUAUUUCAAUUUAUGGAUUAACCUUAAUCUUUUUUAUCCAAACUGUUCUCAAAUUCAAAAUGCACCCAUGUCUAGGAUGCUUUCAGUAUUGCUGAUCCUUACAGUAUCCAGGAAGCAUGACACAGCUUGCUACUGAGUUACCGGGUACCCAAAUAAAUGCUAGAGUUGUUCUUAGGCCAGUAUUCUAUUUCAAAUUUUGAUCUUAAAAACAGUUGAUUAGAAUGCAACUCCAGUGAUAUAAUAGCAGAGAACUUCAACUUAAUGCUCAUUGAUAAUUAUAAUUUUUAAAUGACUAUACGUUAUUCUUGACUUGUCCUUUCAGUAUCAAAGUAUGGGAUAUUGAACAAGAAAGAUGCAUAAAAUCUUACAGAGGUACAUGAUGUGUUGUUUACAUAGGUCUGCUAUUAAUACUCCAACUUCUGUUUCUUACUUGUUCUAACCCUGUAGAAAAAAGAACUCCUCUGUCGUCCCUGGAAGGAGCACUGAUCAUAACAGAAAGGCUUAGAAUUGAUGAAUAUUAUACAGCUGUAAGGUGUUUGUUACUUAAAAUGGUGUUAUCUAUUGAGCAAGAACAUGCCCUUGGAUGGGGUGGUAGCCUGCUAAGCUAGCAUUGAAUUGUGUUCAGUAUAGUAGUACUGUGAGUGUACUCCCACAUGUGGGCAUACCAAUGUAACUUCUCACCAGGGAAUAAUUUCAGGCAGCACUUCAAAUUUUCGAAGAUUUGAAGCCUCUUAUUAUUACUGCCAUUUGCAAUAAAACAUUCAUAUAAUCUUCAGAUAUUUUUCCAUGAGUUUAUCAGAUGAUGUGUUUUUUUUUAUGGUGUGCUGAUAUUUAAUUUUUAGGUCACAGUGACAUGGUAUGGAGCACUGCUUACAGCAGAACUCAACAAGAUUUGUUUGUGUCAGUGUCACAGGUUUGUCUCCAUCAAAACUAUUUUUCUUUCCUGAUCUUCGGAAAACAGUGGGCAACAUGUCACUCUAACACAUUGCAGUGACAAACCACUCCUUGUGAACAGGUUGAGCAACAAGUUGCAGCAACACAAUGAAGGGCCAAAUGGUGCUAUGUGUACUGGAGAAUUUUUGUAAAAUUCUUUAUUUUUGCAACAGAAUUCUUUUACUGUGACAAGUUGCAUGAGAUCAAAUUAGUUUGAAUUUAUGUGGGCUUUCACAGAGUGUUGCUGUAACAUGUUAAUGUGACUUGUCACCUAGUUUGUGCCUACCUUUAAAUUCUUCUUUUUCUCAGCUCUGCAGUGUCAUGUACAAACUGACCUUUUGUCAAGAAAAGGACUUUUUCAUAUAAGUGCACAGCCUUUCCUUUAUAAUGAAAUGUUCAUUACAGGGCUGUUCUUCACAUCCAUUCAUAUUCAGUAAUACUUUUUAAAUCAUGAAAACUGAGAAUUUUUUUUUCUGUAAUUGCAGGAUGGGCGGGUUAUUCUUUGGGAUACAAGAGCUCCGAAAAUUGCUUCCAAGUUGUCAGGUUAGUAUUAUACCAAAGUUAUACCAGUAUUAAGUUAACUAGUGAAAGUCAGAGAUUAUACAUAUAGGAGUGCAUUCAAUCGCCUCUUUUGAGUUCAAAAAUACAUCUGUGACAUGUUUUCUUUCAAAUAAUACUGUUUUCAUGUUAUUGUUUGUUCUAGGGCAGCUUUUUUGACAAUUUCUUGAUGUUGCAUAUGAUGCAACCCUGAUGACCACCAAAUGAAAAGCAACUGAUCAUUUUCAUACCAGAACUCCAUGAUUAACCAACCAACGAUACUUCUUGAACACCUAGAAAUACCCCUUUUAAACAUUUUUUCCCGUUUAGAUUCCACCCAGUACAACAGUAUUCCACGAUGUGUAGAUUGGAGUCCAUUAGACCAUAAUGUUCUUGCAAUUGGUAGGUGUUAAAAUAAUUGUCCCACCCUGGGACAAAAAGAGGUCGCUAACACGUGGUAACUGAAAAAUUGUUGUAGUGACUGUCAUUUGACCAGAUUGAGGUCAAAAAUAUGAUUUUUCUAGUUCUGACAAACCUGACAAUCACACUACUGAAGGAAAAGGAGAAUGAUUUGAAAAUAGAGAGAGAGAGGAGAACAGAAGAAGGAAAAGAAAAAACUGAGAAGGCAGUUGUCACAAUCUUAGAUAUUGGCUUUAUUAGAGAUGACUAUGAUGACAUUAACUGGUUGGAAAUGAGAAAAGAAGGACUUUUGGGGAGAAACAUUUUCAAAAACCCAGAGCUAUUGUAGAUGAUUCUCCAAAACAAGAUGGUCCAAAGCCAAAUGACAUGAAAUGAAGUUUGCUUGUCCAAAAUGGCAGUUUUGAAAGGCUGGCAGAAUUCUUUGGAAACAACUUAAGCUGGAUUGUUGAAAACGUGGCUGCCAAAAAUUGUAGCUGUUAAUAUAAAAUGCAAAAAAGCGAGUUUUUUACGUGUAAUAAGCCCGGAAAUCACCCCACAGAAGUAAAGUGAAAGGAAAAAUGGAGUGAGCGAGGAGAAGCGAAACAAGCAAUGCCCACACUCUUAGUUUUUACAAUAGCUAGUUUGGAGAAAUUAUUUAUGGACCAAGUUUGUUUGAAUGGCAUGCCAGAUGUCAAGGCUCUUAAAGCCAAAUUUGAACUUGAAAGCCAUUAUUGCCCUUCUACUUGGUGAGAGGUGCACAUAUAUAUAAAAUUAACUGUCUUUUGUGAAUUUUGAUUUUGGCUCUAAUGUGGGCAGUGAGAUAUUUGAGCUUAUAUUCUACCAGCAGUUCCCUUUGUAACUGUAUUUAUCAUUUAUGCUUCAGGUUUUGAAGAUGGUUCAGUCUGCCUUCAUAAAAUCCUUAAUGCUAGACAACCUGUUAUAGCUUACUGUCCCCAUGAACGAGCUGUGAACAAAUUAGCUUUCUCUCCUAGAAGGUAGGUGAACUUAUUUUACUUGAUUCUAAUUUCCCUCUUUCCUCAUACAUUAAGAAAGCAGGAAGUAAAACCUGUCAAUGCACACCGAGCCAAAGCUGUUCACCCCCACGCUUGAAACUUUAUAAUAUUAUUAUAUGGCUACAUUAGGAGGUACUCUCUGACUGGCUGUUUUCCUGUAAAGACUGGGCAUUACUAGCCAGGGCUGAGUUGCUCAAAGCAUGGUUAGCGUUAACCAUUGGUUAAGCAGUAUCAAAACCAAUACAUUGUCAAGGUAUUAAACGCUGGUUAACGCUAACCAUGCUUCGAGCAACUGGGCCCAGGUGUCCAAGGCAUUUAACAUGAUAGUGGACAUCCUUAUGCAAGCCCUAGGAUUUCAUGGUAACAAAAGUUUCUGUUACCGUGUUGUUACCAUGGUCUUAAAAUAAAAGAACCAAAAAAUAGUUUCUUAGUGCCAUUUUCAGCCUUAGGGAUCCAUUUACUUUUUCACACAGAUACUAUAUUAAACUUUUUAGGUCAAUUCUUUAGUUACAACUCAUAUACGAAACUGAAAUGUUUCACAUCUGUCAGUUCCAUCUUGAAUCAUUCCCAAAUAGUAUUAUACUUUAAUGGUUUAUGGCUUCCAGGGCCAAGAAAAAAAUAUAUGACUUUGAAAAAUUAAAAACAUUUACAGGAUGGGUUCCCAUGAGUUUUCACGGAACCAGAACAAAAUGUUACUGAUCGUUUCCUGUGAUCUCUGGGCACAGAACCAAAAAAUUGUUUUCCUUGGGAAAUGAAAUCCUAAGGCUUGCUUAUGGACAUCCAUGGUAUGGUCGAUUGACAGCUGUCAAAAAGGGUAUCUGCUGAUCAGUGUCACCUGACUGUAUCGUGGGCUCAAAUGUACAAUUCAUUGAGGUGACGUGGGUUUUUUUAAGUCAUCCACUGAUCAGUUGGUUUUAAUUGAUCGCAGGCUCAGGUCCAUAAUGAAAAGGCAAUGUAAUAAAUAACUUAUUAAUUUCAUCCAUUUGGUCAUCACUUCGGCCUUGGCGUAUUGACCUUGCUAUCGUUAGGUCAAUACAUCAAGGCGUCGGUCCCAGAUUUCCUGUAUUGACUUCACUUUAGGUUAAUAAGUGGUAUGUAGUAGAGGUGUCUGUGUACUACUCAAUGACCACUUCCCCCCUAACGUGAUUAUAGUCCAUAGGAGGAUCCCCUCCCCCCAGCCCCUGAAAGGACGACAAUGUGGAGGAAAGUUUCUCUCACUGCUAAUGAAAAACAAUGCGAUGACAGCCGAGCCAAGGAAAAAGAAGCUGGCCAACCUCAAGAUUCGGAAGUCUAACCUGUUAACUACUCAACCAUAAGGAACAAAGGAAAAAUGUUAAUUUAAUGUGAUCACAUGUAUUGCAAAUAAUUAUUGCAAAUAGCCACACGUAAAUUAUAUUGUAGGAGAGGGGAACAAAGGCUCAAGGCUAAAGAUAUUCUAUUUGUGAUAAACUUUUAUGCAGUUGUUUAUUGAUGUUACUUUAAUUAACUAAAAGCUCCUUCUUCCUUUCAUAAAUAUAUAGCCCUGAUUGGCUUGCGUCUGUAUCAGACGAUAUGUGGGUUCAUGUACAGGAUUGCAUUCAUAAUACAACUGUGUAAGUAUUAAUACAGCAGACUGAACACAUCUCACGUAACUCUGAAUAUGACAGACUUACAUUAACUCAACGCAGUCUUCUUAGAACAUGACCAUUUUUUGUUUCAGUUUGAGAUUUAAUCUGGCAUUAAAAACUUCUGUAACAAGCUAUGCAUGUACAGUGUAAGCGACUGUAGGAAGUACGAGGUCGACUGAGCCGAAAGUGCGAAACUUUUCUGAUACAACACCAUCCAACAUUGUUGGACCCACAGUAACAGCCCUUCACUCUUACCUUCACAGUCUCAGAAGUGAUGAGCACACAGAGGUGGUACGGGGCCUGGCCUGGAGCCCAGUAGAUGACACUUUGUACACAAGUGGCUGGGGACAGCAGAUAUUUAGCCACGCCUUUGACAAUGGCGAACCAUCAGACCUUAAUGUCGAAACCAGCAAAUCACAAGCUACUUCGGUCUGUAUGGACAUUUUCAACGGCGAUGUUAACGGUAAUGGAAUGUCUCAAGAUGAGGAAAAUGGCGUUGAAACAAUGGAGGUAGAAGGGCCAGAACAGAUUCAAAAGACUUUACCCUCUAAAGUGGAAACAGAUAGCGCCAUUGUGACUGCUGCCAGCUAGCACCUAACUUAUUGUGCAUAAAUUCCAAUGCUAUAAUAAUAACAUGGAAAACUCUUUCAACGCGAAGGCGCAAAGGGCAAAAAAAGAGAUGAGGAGAGAACUCAUUCGAGCCCCUGGAAGGGUUUGCUACUCUUUUUUGAAUGAUUUUUGUUCUUCUCUAAGUGUUUACUCUCGCGAGCUAAAGCCCCUACUAUAUUGAGGAACAAACACUAACAUGGAAAAUACUGCCCAAAAGCUUUCAUUUCAGCGACCUAGUUUCUCUUGACAUAGUCACCAAAACAGUUUGACGCUGUGGAUGAAAAUCCCGGUGCCAGGAGUGCUUAGUUCACUGAUUUGUUUGCUAGUUCCAUGUUAUCGGGUUGCGAUCAUCUGCUCGAAACAAACUUUGCCCUUCGACUUCUCUGUGGGAAAGGAGAUUGUUGUAUCCGUGUGGCAUCACAGGCCGCCCAAGCUCAUGUCACUGGAGUAGAGAACAUGGCAAAAAUAUAAGACUCUGUAUGGGGAAAUUUGUGAUAUGCUCAAUACUAUAAAAUUCUCAAUAAAAAUAACUUACUAGGCCCCUCAUACGUGAGAGGAAAGGGAUUAGCAUUUUGUCAGAUCUCCUCUUCGGAAAUGCUAAUGUCAGAGGGUUUGCCUCCCGUUUUUAACUCAGCAAAGCUACAUGUAAAUGCGAGGAGCGCAAUGGGUUCAUAUAUGUGUAUCGCCCAAUCAUUUUGGGCCUACAAAAUUGGCCUUCUCCCGGUCGCUAUUAAAG